This is a messenger RNA of Carya illinoinensis, 762 nucleotides long. RefSeq names its product shaggy-related protein kinase kappa-like. Gene Ontology annotation, cellular component: cytoplasm. The record is from RefSeq and is a predicted model, not a curated record. Gene Ontology annotation, biological process: signal transduction; protein phosphorylation. The coding region runs from base 141 to 587 and encodes 148 amino acids. Gene Ontology annotation, molecular function: protein serine/threonine kinase activity; ATP binding. NCBI's taxonomy places the organism in Eukaryota, Viridiplantae, Streptophyta, Magnoliopsida, Fagales, Juglandaceae. The transcript has a single exon.
AUUUUGGGAGUGCAAAAGUGUUGGUGAAAGGAGAACCCAAUGUUUCUUACAUCUGUUCAAGAUAUUAUCGAGCUCCAGAGCUCAUAUUUGGUGCCACUGAGUACACAACUGCUAUAGAUAUAUGGUCUACAGGCUGUGUGAUGGCUGAAUUACUUCUCGGACAGCCUUUGUUUCCUAGUGAAAGUGGUGUUGACCAACUGGUUGAGAUCAUUAAGGUUUUGGGAACUCCUACCAGGGAGGAGAUAAAGUGCAUGAAUCCAAAUUAUACAAAAUUUAAGUUCCCCCAGAUAAAGCCUCAUCCCUGGCACAAGGUCUUCCAAAAACGUUUAUCCCCAGAAGCGGUGGACCUUGUUUGUAGAUUUUUUCAGUACUCUCCCAAUUUGCGAUGCACCGCUUUGGAAGCCUGCAUUCACCCUUUCUUCGAUAAGCUGAGGGACCCAAACACACGCUUUCCUAAUGGCCGUCCUCUUCCUCCUCUAUUUAAUUUUAAAUCCCAGGAGCUCUCAGGCAUACCACCUGAUAUCAUCAAUAAACUAAUUCCAGAACACUCUCGGAAGCAGAAUUUGUUUAUGGCUUUGUACACGUAGCUACUGUUACCUGUCUUUCUCACUUCCGCUUGCCAUUUUCACUUUACAUACAGUCUUUUAUUGGCAUAUGCCAAAUCCCUCGCCCUUCUUAUUUAUGUGCCCUGUGAGAAAGUUGCAAAGGAGUUCCUAGGACAAUAUAGAAAACCUGAGGCUCUGAGUUUGGUUGCUGAUGGAG